This is a messenger RNA of Gadus macrocephalus (Pacific cod), 2989 nucleotides long. RefSeq names its product growth hormone releasing hormone receptor, like (gene ghrhrl). Gene Ontology annotation, biological process: adenylate cyclase-activating G protein-coupled receptor signaling pathway; cell surface receptor signaling pathway; positive regulation of cell population proliferation. Gene Ontology annotation, cellular component: plasma membrane. Bases 911 to 2179 code for a protein of 422 amino acids. Lineage: Eukaryota; Metazoa; Chordata; Actinopteri; Gadiformes; Gadidae. The transcript is spliced from 13 exons. The record is from RefSeq and is a predicted model, not a curated record. Gene Ontology annotation, molecular function: peptide hormone binding; growth factor binding; G protein-coupled peptide receptor activity.
GUCGGUAUGUAAUGGUAUGGAGUCAUUGAAACUUACUACGUGUAAAAAAGACUAGAAAUUGAAUGUUUAUUUUUAAGCCUCGAAAGUUGCACUGGGUGCCUUUAAUAAAAGAGACUUAAUACUGUCCACAAUAUCUUUAUUAAGCAACAUCUUGAGGUCCUGAACCUCACUACAGGUUGUUGCUUCUUUCGAUUUUUUUGUAUUUGAUGUGUACAAUUAUUUUGGACAUCUUUCAUAUACUUUUUACACACAGGGAUCACAAUGCAUUUUAUGUUGAUUACUAUUUCUAAGCAAUAGGAAAAUUGUGGAAAACAGAGCUUAUUUUUUAACUGUUUUUGUAACUUAUGUCUUAUACUCCGUUUGGUGUGAUUUAGUAGAAAUGUAUACCAAGUUUAAUAAUUGUGCAUGAAGGAAUUAAAAAAAAGGUUUUGUCUUAUUAAAUUACAUGAAAAUUAUGAUAUUUUACGAUAAAGCAGAUUUUCUAUUUUUGUUUUUGACUAUAAGAUGUAGGCUACAUGAUCCAUGUUCCCUUUUACUGAUCUAUGCAACUGUAAAAUGUACUACAACGAUCCAAAAACGAACUGUGUAAACCAAUAAAAGGGAGGAAAAUAUGUGCUCUUGUUUGACCUUUUAAGAAUAAUGAAUGAAAUAAAUGCUUGUGAAUAUUUACUACCAGUUUUCUCGUGACCUUUUGGUCUCCCAACGCCACUGCAACCCCACCACCUCUCGGCUUCAGAGAGGGGUAAACAGGUUACCAACCAAUAGGUAGCCUAUCUACCGUUGAGGUCUGGAUAGCUCUGAUUCGAAAUCGUGAGUCGGUUCCAUCGCGCAGCACCUAGACCUACUGUUAAGUGGCUGUUAAUGCUCGUGGUACCUCUGGCUGAGGUUGGUGCGCUCAUAAACUGAUAAGAUGUGUUCCUUUUACAUCGUACGGAUCCUCGCUGCGUUGGCUUUUGCUAGAAAUGGGGAGUCAAGCCUUCAUCCAGAAUGUGAGUACAUUUUUCAGUUGGCGCGGGAGGAGCAUCGAUGUCUUCAGCACAUUGCAGAGCAGGCCAACCACAGUCUACAGGGCUGUCAGCCAUUUUGGGAUGCAGUUCUCUGCUGGCCCAAUGCUGGGGAAGGGGAGACCAUCCACAAGGCCUGUCCGGCGGUCUUCUCCCUGUUCGGGAACAACACAGGGUCUGUGAGCCGGAACUGUACCGAUCAGGGCUGGUCCAUCCCUUUCCCCCAGUACCAUAUCGCCUGCAGCGUGGAUGACGACAUACCAGAGGUUCCAGCAUCCUGUGUGUGUACAGAGCAGGCGUAUUUCACCACGGUGAAGCUCAUCUACACCGUCGGCUACGGGACAUCUCUGGCAUCUCUUUCAAUUGCAGUGCUAAUCCUGCUCCUCUUCAGGAGGCUGCACUGUGCCAGGAAUUUCAUUCACAUCCAGCUGUUCACUACCUUCAUCCUGAAGGCAGCGGCGGUGUUCAUCAAGGACACCACUCUAUUCUCCAGUGAAGACACUGACCACUGCAACCUCUCCACGUUCUACUGUAAGGCUGCUGUGGUGUUCUGUCACUACUGUGCUAUGACCAACUUCUUCUGGCUGCUGGCGGAGGCUCUUUUCCUCAACUCCCUGCUGCUCUCCUCUUUCUACCACAGUCGUCGCUGUCUCUGGGGCUACGGCCUCCUGGGCUGGGGUGUCCCUGUCCUCUUCAUAAUGCCGUGGAUGGUGUCCAGGGUGUACUUUGAGGAUACAGAAUGCUGGGACAUUAAUGACAACUCUCCCUAUUGGUGGUUCAUCAAAGGUCCAAUUGUGGUCUCCAUUGGGGUCAAUUUCAUGCUCUUCCUGAACAUCAUUAGAAUACUGAUGCAGAAGCUGAACCCACGCCUCAUCCAGUUCAACAACUCAUCUCAGUACAGGCGCUUGACUAAGUCGACCCUGCUGCUGGUACCUCUCUUCGGGUCCCACUACAUGGUCUUUAACUUCCUGCCCGACUACUUCAACGUCAACAUGCGCCUGUGUGUGGAGCUCUGCGUGGGCUCCUUUCAGGGUCUGGUUGUGGCCGUUCUCUAUUGCUUUCUCAACCAGGAGGUCCAGAAGGAGCUGCAGGAGCGAUGGCUGAAGUGGCAGGAGAACACCUAUGGAGUGGUCUCUCCUGGGCCCAAGGGCAGCCAGAUGGACACGCCCUUCUAGUGGUGGAACACCUCCAACACCUCCUCCACAUCCACCACCAACUCCACCACCUCAAACACUCAUUCCACAGCCUACACCGACACCACAUCCAUCAUCACAUCCACCUUCCACCACUAACACAACCAUCUCCGCCACCAACUCCACCACCACAAGCUCCACCACCACCACCAACUCUAUCAACUCCAACACUCACCUCCAACACUAGCUCCACAUCCACCUCCACCACCAACUCCACCAUCGCAAGCUCCACCACCUCCGCCACGUAACUCAAUCCCCACAAGCACCACCACCACCGCCUCCACCUCCACCACCACCACCACAUCGACCACCGCCUCAACCUCCAGCACCACCUCCAACAAUAACUCCACAUCCACAACCAACACCCCCACCACCACCACCAAACUGUUCCUUCCCUGAAGACGUUGAUCGCUGCAUGGCCUCUUGAGUUCCUCUCACAGACACAGGGCGGGUCGUGCGGAGUAAUCAAUCAGCGUGUGUGCCUCAUCCUGUUCUUGCUCAUCAGAACGGUCCUGGACCUUACGGAGAUCAGUCCUUCUUUAUAUUGAAUGUAUGGCAACAUGUUCUAACUUUGUCAAUGCAUGGGUUGUGUUGUAGCGCCUCUUUCUGUGUUGCUUGAACUGCCUUAAUUGUGCUAUUGUAACGAGUGCAUUUAUUUAUGAAUGUUUUUAUCUUAUGGGCUUCGUUCUAAAAUCAGCCCAAUGACAGCAGCGGAAUUUCGAAGAACAAAAUAACUUAUUGUGUCUUAUUAAAGCUAGAGUGCCUCUUAAAGUUAUAUUGACUACAAAUGGG